AUGGCUGAACUCACUUUUCGCGAGAUUCACUAUGACAUAUACAAUCUAAAGUCCAUGAAAAUGGACUUGUCAGAAUUUGAAGCUCUCGAUGCUUAUGCUUGCAAGGUUUCUCCAAGGAGUUCUGUGUCGGCCCUGGUAGAGGACUUACUGCUGUAUGCAAGCACAGAUCUGGAAAAAAUUCGAGCAAUAUGGAUGUGGAUCUGUUGCCAUAUUGAGUAUGAUGUGAAGGGAUAUCACAAUAAGGAUAAAUUACACUCUGGCCCAGAAGAUGUAUUGAAGACUGGCAAAGCAGUGUGCGCUGGGUAUUCAGGACUCUUUUGUCAAAUGUGCAGCAUUGCAGCUGUAGAGUGUACUGAAAUCUCCGGAUAUUCCAAAGGCUAUAACUACGAUAUGGGGAAGAAGUUCAAAGGGGAUUCGGAUCAUGCAUGGAAUGCGGUGUUUCUGGAGGGGAAGUGGCACCUCCUGGACAGCACGUGGGGAGCUGGUCAUGUUAAUGAGACCUGCACCAAGUUUACCCGCAAGUAUGUUGAAUUUUACUUCUUUACACAUCCAUCACUGUUCAUCAAUAAUCAUUUCCCCAUGGAGGAAAAGUGGCAGCUGAUUACUCCAAGGAUUUCCCUCAAGAUAUUUGAAGAUAUGGUGUUCAGGACUGGUGACUUUUUUGAAAUGGGUCUGAUGUACAUCCACCCGGAUGUCCAGCUGAUAUCCACAGUAAACGGAAGAGUGAUUAUCAACAUAGAAGGGCACUCCCCAACCUUGUUUAUGUACAGCCUGGAUGAGAGGAAGGACUGCGCAAUCCUAACCCUGACUAGGUAUGGCAUGAAGCUGGAAGUCCUGCCCCAGAAGAGAGGAGACCACAAGUUAAAGAUCUACGCUAAGCCGUGGGACUCCGAAUCAGAGACUUACACUUUUAUUUGUGCCUAUUUAAUUAAGUGCGAGUCAGUGGAUGAAAACUUCAAGCUGCCGAAGGUGUUCCAUAACCCAAUGGGCCCUAGCUGGCUCACAGAGAUGAAAGGGCUGCUCCAACCCUCACACCCUGAGCCCCUCAUUUACUGUAACGAUGGCCGGUGCACGGUGCGCUUUAUGGUGAAUAAGGAACUGAGCUUCACCAGUAAACUCUCCUGCGACGAGGUUAACCUGUCAGAUGAAGUCAUGAGGAACCAUGUAUUCAAAACACAUUUGGGCAACUGGGUGGAGUUCAAAAUCCAGCUCCCACAUUCUGGCCUCUAUGUGUUUGCAAUCUUUGCCAAGGACAAGGCCAGCCACAGCCCCGCACAUGCCCAUGUCUGCGAAUAUUUAAUCUCCUGUGCCAACCACAAUGUUCACUGGCCAGGCUUUCCCAAGAUCUUCAGCUCCUGGACAGAUGGGUGUGAACUGGUAGAGCCUCUGUCUGGCAUCCUGCCCCCAAACCAGAUUGUCAAGUUCAAGCUGAAGAUCCCCCAUGUCAGGAAAGUUCAGGUGUAUGGAAAAGGAGCGUGUCCACUCAACAUGAGCAAGGAUGGCUACUGGGAGGGCAUCUGCAACACCCAAGACGUCAAGCACCUCAAUGUGGGUGUUUCGGACAAAAUGUUUGACAACAAGUUUACAUUUGCCCUUCAGUAUGAAGUGGGAGACAAAUAA
Molecule: messenger RNA, 1620 nt
Organism: Mobula hypostoma (lesser devil ray)
Lineage: Eukaryota; Metazoa; Chordata; Chondrichthyes; Myliobatiformes; Myliobatidae
Gene: ky
Product: kyphoscoliosis peptidase
Exons: 7
Coding region: 1-1620 (539 amino acids)
Biological process (GO): neuromuscular junction development; muscle organ development
Cellular component (GO): cytoplasm
Source: RefSeq, a predicted model, not a curated record